This is a messenger RNA of Sesamum indicum (sesame), 2246 nucleotides long. RefSeq lists its product as uncharacterized. Lineage: Eukaryota; Viridiplantae; Streptophyta; Magnoliopsida; Lamiales; Pedaliaceae. The record is from RefSeq and is a predicted model, not a curated record. Gene Ontology annotation, molecular function: protein binding.
UUCUCUCUAUCCGUCUCUCUCUCUCUCUAUUUAGGCCCCUCCAAGAGUCCAGCUCCACUCUUUGCCUAAUUGCCUUGGCACAAAAAUAUACAUAGAGAGAGAAUUGAAUGAAUUCAUCUUCAUACAAACGUACAUAAAUGCGAGCGAGUAUAGAGACAAGAAGAAAUUCAAAAACCCAGUUGUAAAAGAAGGGGAGAAAGUGUGUGGGUUUUCUCUCCUUGUUUCUGUUUGAAUUUUUCUCUCUGGACCUUGGGCUGGGUUCGGAGAUUUAGGGUUUCUUUUCUUCUGCAGAAGUGAUGCCCAUCUUGGAUAUGUACAAUUCAAGCUGAGAUAUAUUUGUUUGAUAUGUGUAUAACUUUUUUUAGGGUUUAAAUUUUCUUUGUAAAGAAGGGUGUGUUUUAGUAUAAUAAUCUGAUAUGGAUGGGAGGAGAAUAACGGCGAGUCCGAGACCGUGCUGUGGGCGGCGAGUGGUGGCGAAGAAGCGGCCCCGUGGUGGUCUAGAUGGGUUUGUGAACAGCGUGAAGAAGCUGCAGAGAAGGGAGAUAUCCUCGAAGCGCGACCGCGCUUUCAGCAUGAGUGAUGCUCAGGAGCGGUUCCGCAACAUCCGCCUGCAGGAGGAAUAUGAUACUCAUGAUCCCAAGGGAUAUUGUUCUCUGUCAUUGCCAUUUCUGAAGAAGAGAUCAAAGAUUAUUGAGAUAGUUGCUGCCCGUGAUAUUGUCUUUGCUCUUGCGCAAUCUGGUGUAUGUGCAGCUUUUAGCCGAGAGAGUAAUCAGAGGAUAUGCUUCCUGAAUGUUUGUCCUGAUGAAGUCAUUCGGAGCUUGUUUUACAACAAAAAUAAUGAUUCGCUCAUCACUGUUUCAGUUUAUGCUUCAGAUAACUUUAGUUCCUUAAAAUGCAGAACCACAAGGAUCGAAUACAUACGGAGAGGUAAACCUGAUGCUGGUUUCGCGCUGUUUGAGUCCGAGUCAUUGAAGUGGCCUGGUUUUGUGGAAUUUGAUGAUGUAAAUGGGAAGGUUCUUACAUAUUCUGCACAAGACAGCAUAUACAAGGUGUUUGAUUUGAAAAACUAUACAAUGCUCUACUCCAUUUCGGAUAAAAAUGUUCAAGAGAUUAAGAUCAGUCCAGGAAUAAUGCUAUUGAUAUUUACAAAAACCCAAGGUGGUGUUCCUUUGAAGAUUCUCUCUAUUGAGGAUGGAACUGUUCUUAAAUCUUUUAGCCAUCUCCUUCAUAGAAACAAGAAGGUGGAUUUCAUUGAACAAUUCAAUGAAAAGCUUCUCGUCAAGCAAGAGAACGAGAAUCUCCAGAUCGUUGAUGUACGCAAUACGGAGAUAACAGAAGUCAGCAGGACCGAGUUCAUGACACCAUCGGCAUUUAUAUUCCUGUACGAGAAUCAAUUAUUCCUGACGUUCAGAAACCGAACUGUUGCUGUUUGGAACUUCAGAGGCGAGCUUGUGACCUCAUUUGAGGAUCAUCUUUUAUGGCAUCCUGAUUGCAAUACUAACAACAUAUACAUCACAAGUGAUCAGGAUCUCAUCAUUUCAUAUUGCAAAGCGGAGACGGAUGAACCAUUAUCGGAUGGAAAUGCGGGUUCAAUUAACAUCAGCAAUAUCUUGACCGGGAAGUGCCUUGCAAAGAUAAAGGCGAGCAACAGUCUUCCGAAGAACGAGUGCAACUGCAGCGCGAGUUGUGGUGGCAGAAACUGCAACUCAAAGAAGCGUAUCAAAGCUUCCGGAAUAAGGAGCACUGUAGCAGAGGCCCUGGAAGAUAUCACUGCUCUCUUCUACGAUGAAGACCGCAAUGAAAUCUAUACCGGAAACAGGCUCGGUCUUGUCCAUGUCUGGUCUAACUGAAGGCUGCUAGUAGCUUCAUUUCCAUGUGGAAGGAAAAUUUAGGAUCCUUGCUGCUCUGGUGAAACGAAAUCCAUUAGUUCGGCAGUUUGAUGCCUUGUAGUAGUCUGUCUCACCCCCAUGAAGGGGGAUGGAUAUAUUCGCUGCUAUGGUAUACAUUGUAAGAGCCUUGGUUUGUUAUUUUGAUAAUUCGGGUCGUAUCAUCUGUGUUGUAGAUGUGUUUGAUAACAUGAGGCUCUCAAGUGAGAGCUAUAGCAAGCUGUGCUAGUUGUGUAAUUUGUGUUUGCAUUACAAUUUGCUGUGAUAGUGCAACUGGUUGUGGAAGGUAGUCUGGAAAUUGCUUCCUUGUGUUUAUAGCUGAAUGCACGUUUCUUUCCUUGAACAAAAUUGCUUCAUGUC